CAGUUAGAGAGGGAUUGUGGAGUGGACAAUCGUAACAGGUCCGAGCUGCACUUUUCCCCCUUCAGCGCAAGAAAAUGAUCAAGUCAAUCUUGUGGACAUGCUUCAUUAUUCAAUGAACGCACUCUUUCAAAACGCAGCGUUUACGUGCAGGAGUUUCUUCAACGCGUUGCUUUAAAUUUUAAGAUUCACUGUAAAAGGAACAGGACGAAUAGCGGGUGUGCAGAUGGAAGCGGGACGCCCUCUUGGUCACCUCUCUGUACCACCCACACUCAGCGGCCUCUGCUGCCUGGGCUCUUGCUAACUUCACUCUUUAACCUGACGGGACUGACACAAGUAUGCAGUUUGUGUAUUAAGGAUGGAGGAAUCUAGCCUGUGCCUUGGUGUGUCUUCAGCCGUACCUGAAGCUGAUGCCCAUCUCAGCAACACCGUUCUUAACGGCCGCUAUCCAAUCAGCCAGAAACUGCAUCAGCUGACUGCGCAGCUGGGCCAUGCAUUCCCUGAUCUCCAGAGCAGACAACAGAUCCCUGAAGAGAAAGCUGCCACCCCACUCGACGAGAAAAGUCAUACAGCUCUAGCCAGUCAGCCAAUCAGCAGUCAGAUGGCACUGCUUGCCAAUCAGCUCAACCGAGACAUUGAUGCCAGCAGUCUCAGUAUGAAUGGGAGAGUGGAUCUCCAGCAGUUCCUCAAUGGGCAGAACCUGGGCAUCAUGUCCCAGAUGAAUGACAUUGAGGAUGAUGCACGGAAGAACAGGAAAUACCCGUGCCCCCUGUGUGGGAAGCGUUUCCGCUUCAACAGUAUCCUGUCCUUGCACAUGCGCACACACACAGGAGAGAAGCCCUUCAAGUGCCCCUACUGCGACCACCGUGCAGCUCAGAAGGGCAACCUGAAGAUCCACCUGCGUACACACAAGCUUGGGAACCUGGGUAAAGGCCGUGGCAGGGUACGUGAGGAGAACCGGCUCCUGCACGAACUGGAAGAGAGGGCCAUUCUGAGGGACAAGCAGAUGAGGAGCAGCCUUCUGCAGCCCCGGCUGGACAUGAAGCAGCCACCCCAGCCCCUCCAGCACCAGCACCUCCCCAUGCAGGCUCAGCAGCAGCAGCCCUCCUCCGCCUGCAGCCUCCUCACCCCGACCAGCCUGGGAACGCCAGAGAGCCUUGCCCAGCCAUCACCCUCCCCUAAGCCGGCCCAUGCCCAGGAUGAACAAGCCGCCCCACAAACGGGCUUCAGAUGUACCUUCUGCAAAGGCAAGUUCAAGAAGCGUGAGGAGCUGGAGCGCCACAUCCGUAUUCUGCAUAAACCUUACAAGUGCACGCUGUGUGAUUUUGCUGCCUCCCAGGAAGAGGACCUCAUCAGCCACGUGGAGAAAGCCCACAUCACAGCCGAGUCAGCCCAAGGGCAGGGCUCCAGCAGCAAUGGUGAGAAGCCCACCAGCGAGUUCCGGUGCGAGGUGUGUGGUCAGGUCUUCAGCCAAGCCUGGUUCCUGAAAGGGCACAUGCGGAAGCACAAGGACUCCUUCGAACACUGCUGCCAGAUAUGUGGCCGACGCUUCAAGGAACCCUGGUUCCUGAAAAAUCACAUGAAGGUCCACCUAAACAAGCUGGCAAUCAAGAGCAAACCUCCGGGUGACUCCGAGGUGUCUGUUAAUAUGAAUAACAUGACACAGGAUGCUCACGCCAACCUCUACUCUAGAUACAUCUCCUGUUUGCAGAGUGGGUUCCUCAGCCCCGACAAGGCAGGCCUGUCUGAGCAGCAUCAGAUGCUCUCUAAAGCAGGGAUGGCCAUGAAGGAAAAGGAGAUGCUAGGGAAACUGUUAGCUCCUGUUGCAGGCUUAGGUCAUGGCCUAGCAGAAGGAGAAAAGCGCUCCUUGCUUAGCUGCCUCAAUCUGGUUCCCCCUCUGAAGUCCAGCUGCAUGGAGCGCUUACAGGCUGCGGCUAAGGUUGCAGAAAUGGACCCCCUUAACAGUUACCAGGCCUGGCAGAUUAUGGCACGAGGGAUGGCCAUGGAUCGAGCAUUCAUGCCGAAAGAGCAGCACCAUGUUCCUCACAGCCAGGAUGAAGACCUAGCGAAUGCAGGUAUGGUCUUUGCAAAAGAAAAACAUGAAUACCCAUUGAUGGGGUCUGACAGCUCCAAGCAGAAGCUUCACACAGAAGGUAUGCAAGGAACUAAGGGGACCAGUAUGUUGCCCUGCAAGGACGAUGGCAACUUUGAAUUCAUAUCCCAUGGUGGACUGGAGUACAGCCUGGCUAGUAUGAAAGACAAACCCACCGAGUGUCCUGACUGUGGCCGUGUCUUUAGAACUUACCACCAGAUGGUGGUCCACUCUCGAGUGCACAACAAGGAGCGCCGGCCCAUGGACGAGGCCAUGCAGCACAGCGUCUGCCUCGACGAGCGCCGUGGCUCCGCCAGUGACCCAGAGUCCCAGUCCAUCAGCAGGUCCACCACACCAGGCUCCUCCAACGUCACUGAGGAAAGCGGCGCUGGAGGAGGUCUCUCCCAGACUGGGAGCGCCCAAGAGGACAGCCCUCACCCCUCCUCCCCUGCAUCAGAUGCUGGGGAUGAAGCAGGGAAGCCAGUUGGAGUCCAGCAGCCCUCCUCCCAGCACAGAGACCGGGCUCUAGGGUCAGCUAUGAAGGACUGCCCCUACUGUGGAAAGACCUUCAGAACAUCUCAUCACCUCAAGGUCCAUCUGAGGAUACACACAGGUGAAAAGCCGUACAGGUGCCCACACUGUGACUACGCGGGCACACAGUCAGCUUCGCUGAAGUACCACCUGGAGCGCCACCACCGGGAGCGCCAGAAUGGUGGGGGGCCCUCAUCCAUACACCCCCUCCCUGAACACAAGGAUGAGCAUGCAGGUGGCAAGAGCAGUGUCUUCAUCAGGCCAGAUGUCCUGCGUGGGGUCUUCAAGGGCAUGCCUGGUGGGGUAGACUUCAGAGGAGGUCAGCUUCUGCCCCACCAGUGGGCAUCUCCGGGCAUGCUCUCUCCUCGUGAUCGGGAGAGAGAUCGCCAUGGGCAUAGCCUGGGUGUGGCCCCUGAAAACCAGUCCGAGAGCCUAAAGAGUCCUGAAUCAUCAUCUGGGGAUGGGCCAGCAAGCUUCUCCGACCUGGGCCGAGCCUAUCAGAGCAUGGCAGGCAAUGGGGUCAACUUCCAGGGCUCCCUGCAGGCCUUCAUGGACAGCUUUGUACUGAGCUCCUUGAAGAAGGACAAGGAAGUGAGAGAGAAGCCACAGCAUUUGGGCAUGGAGAGUGCGGAGGCGAAAGCCAAGCGAGGCGAGAACGGGGAGGAGAAAGCAGAUGCCAAGCCUUCCGAAGGCAAACCUGAGAAGUCUCAGUAUGAACCACUCGAUCUAUCUGUCAGGCCAGAUUCCGCCACCCUGCCGGGCUCCUCCGUCACCAUCCAAGACAACGUGGCCUGGCACGGCUGCCUCUUCUGCUCCUUCACGACUUCCUCUGUUGAACUGAUGGCUCUCCACUUGCAGGCCAACCACCUGGGGAAAGCCAAGCGCAAGGAGAGCGGCUUGGACAUGAAAGGGAUGAGCAGAGAACAAAUGGGGGAGUCGUCCUCUGUAAGCAAAGCCAGCCUGGCACCCACCAUCAUUCACCCUGGCAACGAGACCCUCUCCUCCAAGCAAGGCCCACAUGCAGAUAGGAUGAUCCAGCAAGAGCCAGGCAAAGAGUCUGCGGGGGAGCAGAAGGGCAUGGCCUGGUCGAACCACAUGGAAGCUGCCAAUGUCAGUGGCUUUCAGAGUGACUUCUUCAAGCCAUUCAGCAUGUAUGACAGCACAAUUGGGGGUCCAGGGCCCAAGGGUUUCAGUAGCACGUGUCCUGAGACUCAUGAGCAGCAGAUGCUGUCCUCCGAAACCUUGAGCAUGAAGCAGCCAGGCUUAAGCGAUGAGACAGGGGCUGUUGAUGACCCAGCCGACAAGGUCUCCGGCAGUGAGAUGGAGGUUUCUGAGGAGCAGGAGCCGUCCGAGGAUGAUGGUGGAACGGCGGACCGCAGUGUGGAGUCUGCCACUGAGAGGCCAGCCUCUGAUGAGGAUGAGGAUGAGGAAGAGGAGAUGGAAGACGAGGAUGUUGAGAGCAGCAGUGAGCGGAUGCAGAUGCAGGUGCAGAGCGAGUCAGCAGCAAAGGACACCCAGAGACUGGGGCCUGUCAUGCCUCCUCAGCCACCACUUCUGGAGAAGCAGUGGCAGGGCCUGAGUCUUCUUUCAUCUCAAGGAGUCCCCCCGGGGCUUCUGAAACCGGAACCAGCCCAUCUUGAGCAGCAGAUGAACAUGCUGUCCGUCCUUAGGGCCUACAGCACAGAGAACCUUGCAGCCUUCAACGGUCUUGGAAACAGCUCAAACAACACCAGUGGCAUCAAGAGACCAGACAUGCCCGUUCAUCAGUGGGUAAGAGAGGAGGAAGGCCCUCGCGCCCUCGCCCCCACGCUGGCCCAGGAAUGUAACGUAGCUGACAGUGAGAUGCAGGAAGACGCUGUUAACAAAGACUAAGGCACGGCUCCAAGAAGAGCAGCUCCCAGCCCGCGGGGGGCUCAUGCGCUUACCCAAGCGAUGAAAGAGCAGACUUUAUUAAAGACUUUGUACUAAAAGAGAAAAAAUAAAUAAAAAUAACAAAGAAAAGUGACCGAGAGGAGGAGGACCAGCGCUGUACUAAACGGGCUCGCUUUGGGGAUGCGGCGAGCAAAGCCCCGCUGAAAUGUGGAGGUCGCUGGAUAUACAGUCAAUCAGAAAUGGAAAUUUGGACUGAGACUCGAACGUGAUUGUUUGCUGUCUGUGUCCUGAAUCUGCUCGUAGCUCUAUCCUUGUUCCUUUAUGUGUCUGUUUGAAGAGGCAACCCGCUAACCUGAUUACCCCAUCUGCUUCCCACCCCUUCAAGGUAUCAGCCCCUGCAGAUUCUCUGUACCUAUAGAAACAUCCUCUGUUAGAGAUGCAGACUCUUCCCUGCAUCUGCAAAUACCACAGCCCCCCACCUUUGUGCUUUCUUGUACAUCAGAGCCACUGAACAGCUCUUCACUUCCUUCAAAUACUGUCCAAAUAUUAUUGGAAUUGUUCCAUUCAAAUUGAAAAGCUCACUUCAGUCACAGUUGUAAAUGAUGCAGCACUGAGCUGGGGACAUCCAUUAACAGAUUAAGCAUACUUUUGGCAAUGCUGAAUUGGUGUUCCUUACACUACAGCUCACCCGUCUCUGCCUUGUGCAAACCCUGGUCACCAUAAGCAUAUACACUUUUAGCUGACAGUCUAGUUGUUCAGAGAACUGGGUUAUUCUCACAGUACUGAGGGCAACAUGUGUAAGGUAUGAAUAAAUUGUGUGUGCAGAGAGCGACUGCAGCAGGGUACCUUUAGUUGGUUAGCUGUAUGUUUUUGGGGGACCACAAAUAGGUGAGAGUGCAGUGACAUCAGAGAGACAGGAGUGACUGUCCACACUCUCUCCCUCUAACAGAAACAGGAAUUAAGCCUAGGUAGUUAUUGUUCAUAUUGUCCACUGUUUGUUCAGAUGUUGACUCUGUAGAUUAUCAAAGAGCUAAAUGUAAAAGAUUAAAAAAAAGAAAAAAAAAAAAACAUUGUGAAUGUGAUAUGCAAAACGCUGAAGUGACCGUAAUAACUAGUUUACAAUAUCUUGUUCAAAAUAGAUAGAUAUAUAGAAUUCUAAGAAGAAUAAGAAAAAAAAACAGGUUUUACAUCUACAUUUUAACAUCUAUCUUGUUAACUUCAAGGACUUCUAGUGUUGCAAAUGUUUAUAAAAUAC
Messenger RNA from Megalops cyprinoides (Indo-Pacific tarpon), 5747 nucleotides. It is a transcript of the gene znf536, whose product is annotated as zinc finger protein 536. NCBI's taxonomy places the organism in Eukaryota, Metazoa, Chordata, Actinopteri, Elopiformes, Megalopidae. Bases 356 to 4492 code for a protein of 1378 amino acids. Gene Ontology annotation, molecular function: RNA polymerase II cis-regulatory region sequence-specific DNA binding; DNA-binding transcription factor activity, RNA polymerase II-specific. Gene Ontology annotation, biological process: regulation of DNA-templated transcription. The record is from RefSeq and is a predicted model, not a curated record. Gene Ontology annotation, cellular component: nucleus. The transcript has 7 exons.